Molecule: messenger RNA, 660 nt
Organism: Rhizoctonia solani
Lineage: Eukaryota; Fungi; Basidiomycota; Agaricomycetes; Cantharellales; Ceratobasidiaceae
Product: vacuolar protein sorting-associated protein VPS24
Exons: 5
Coding region: 1-660 (219 amino acids)
Biological process (GO): endosome transport via multivesicular body sorting pathway; protein transport; late endosome to vacuole transport
Cellular component (GO): multivesicular body; ESCRT III complex
Source: RefSeq, a predicted model, not a curated record
AUGUCCAUGAAAUCCAUCAACCGAUUCCUUUACGGUCCUACCCCAGAGGAGAAAGUACGGGCUUGGCAGCAGAAGCUGAGAACUGAACAGAGGCAACUGGACAAGGAAAUUCGGCAGCUCGAUACAGCCACCGCAAAGGCACGCACCACGCUCAAGCAACUUGCGACCAAGGGGGAUGUCAAGUCGGCUCGUGUUUUGGCUAAGGAAGUCGUGAGGAGUAAUAAACAAAAGGAUCGCCUACACGUGAGCAAAGCGCGGCUUGGGUCUAUUGGUGUUCAGCUGCAACAUCAGAUGGCUAUGGUCAAGGUCACAGGCUCGCUCCAAAAAUCCACUGAAAUCAUGAAACUCAGUAAUUCCCUCGUCAAGUUGCCUCAAAUUAGUGCUGCCAUGCGGGAGAUGACCAUGGAGAUGACCAAGGCUGGUAUUAUGGAAGAAAUGUUGGACGAGACUUUGGAAGGUUUCGACGAGGACGAGGAAUUGGAAGAGGAGGCAGACGAGGAAGUAGAGAAGGUCUUAUUCGAACUAACUGAUGGGAAACUUGGUCAAGCCGGGAAAGUGGGCGGAGAGCUUCCGACCACCGAAGAUGCCGAGGAAGAAGACGAGCAAGAUCGCGAGAUGGAGCGUAUGCGCCAGCAACUACAAGCACAUCUCAGUAGCUGA